UUCCCUUGUUUUGUAAAGAAAACAAAAAGGGAUCCCUUAGAAAGAGAGAAAGAAAAGCUGCCCUUGAGUUGGUUGCCUUUGCUGCUGGCUUUGAAGACAUGUAAAGUAGUGAGUGAGUGAGUGAGUGAGUGAGUGAGUAAAAAUCUAAUCCCAUUACUUCACUAUGAAAAGAUCCCAUCUCUACUUAGCUUCUCUUCUAACCCUUUUGGUUGCUUUCACAUUUCAAUUUGAAGCUCAAGCUGCUCCUUCAGGGCCAUUCAUUAACUACUUGUCUUCUUUUCUCAAAUGGUCAUCCUCCAAAACACAUCAAUCAGAUGGGAAUCUUCUUCAAUAUGAAGAUGGGUAUUUGGUGGAGACUGUUGUCCAAGGAAAUGAAAUUGGAGUGCUGCCCUACAAAAUCCGCGUCUCUCAGGAUGGCGAAUUAUAUGCUGUUGAUCAACUCAGUAGCAACAUUGUAAAAAUUACGCCACCGUUGUCCCAAUAUAGUAGGGCGAGAUUGGUGGCCGGGUCGUUUCAGGGUUAUACAGGACAUGUGGAUGGAAAAGCCAAUGAAGCUCGUUUCAAUCAUCCUAAAGGUGUAACCAUGGAUAAUAAAGGGAAUGUGUAUGUUGCUGAUACCUUGAAUCUUGCCAUCAGAAAGAUUGGAGAUGCCGGUGUGACAACUAUUGCUGGUGGGAAAUCAAACAGUGCUGGCUACAGGGAUGGACCCAGUGAGGAUGCUAAAUUCUCAACUGAUUUUGAUGUAGUUUAUGUUCAUUCCACAUGCUCCCUAUUAGUUGUUGAUAGAGGAAAUGCCGCUCUUCGACAGAUCUCUCUCUACCAAGAAGAUUGUGAUCAUCAGUCCAGUUCACUUACUUUCACAGAUCUCCUUAUGGUUGUUGGGGCUGUUUUUGCUGGCUACUUUGCUUGCAUGCUUCAGCAGGGAUUUGGGUCUUCUUUCUUCUGCAAAACGGAACAGUAUUCAGAGAGUGAAUUUGAAUCGACUCCUCCGAUACAAGGUAUGAAAGAAGAAGCUGGGUGGCCAUCUUUUGGACAGCUGAUGGUUGAUCUGUGUAAGCUUGCACUUGAGGCAUUGGCUAAUAUGUUCCUCUACUUGAUCCCUUCAUGGGGUAGAUCCAGGAAAGGUCUUACCCCAUUAAAAGAUAAGCUAAGGAUGCCUGAAGAUGAAGUCCAGAGGCAGACUCUAUCCGAAACCCGGCAGAGUAUCCAUGCUUCCGUACAAAGUGAUACAUAUUCAGAAAUAAAACCGCCAAAGAUCAAGUCAGCCACUUCUUUAUCAACCAAAUACAGAUCCUCAAAACGCGCUGAGUUUUACGGAUCAGGUGAGGUGCCUUCUUCUGGUAGGUCCAAGGGCCAUCGAGAGAAAACUAGGCAUCGCCAACGCGAUAAGAGUGGAGAGGUAGUUUCUGGGAUAGAACAAAAACAUGUUGAUUAUGAGAACCCAAAAUUUGACCAUUACAAUAUGAGAAGCAAGCAUGGAUCUGACAAUUCCUACCAAUUUUGAUCCACUGCUUCAUUAUCCAUGUACAAUUUUCUUUUCCUUUUGUAUCCUAUAUUAGCAUUUAAGUUUUAUUACAUCUGCUACAUAGCAUAUAUGUAUUGUAAUAGUUUUCAUGCAUGAAUGCGAGCAUGUGUGGAUAUGAAAAUUCAUGGUACAACCAGAGAGAAAUUUGUAGCUCAUGCCAUUUGAAGUUGAAAAGGUAAGGAGAGUGCAAGGGAUCCAAAUUGAAACCAA
This is a messenger RNA of Mercurialis annua (annual mercury), 1735 nucleotides long. RefSeq lists its product as uncharacterized. The record is from RefSeq and is a predicted model, not a curated record. NCBI's taxonomy places the organism in Eukaryota, Viridiplantae, Streptophyta, Magnoliopsida, Malpighiales, Euphorbiaceae. The transcript has 7 exons. Gene Ontology annotation, molecular function: protein binding. Bases 164 to 1504 code for a protein of 446 amino acids.